CAGAGGCUUGGCCGUGGAUGUGCGGGGAAAACAAGCCUUAAGCUCACUCUUCCCCGGUCUGUCGCCCUCCCCCGGUGCCCACCCGCGCCGUCCUCGCAGCCCUGGGAUGCUGGCUCGGGAGUUACAAGGACACCGAGCCGGGACUGCCCUGCCCGAGGAAAGCAGAGGGAAGGAGCGGGAGAGGGAGGGGGCGGCGGCCGGUGGGAACGCAGGUUCUUCCUGGGAAUCGGAGCGGGACUGCCGCGUUCCCCUCGAUUUGCACCGUCUCUCCGACCGCCUGGGAAGAAGAGGGAGGCGCUGUGCGUGCCGCGGGGUACCUGGCCCUGGGCGCACCGUGUGCGUGAAGGUGUAUGUGUGUCUGCGCCCGCUCUCUCAGGGCUCUGGGCUCCCGCAGCGCCCAGAGAGAGUUCGAGGGUCAUCUCCAGAAACUCGCAGAAACUGGAAGAGGAAUCGACGGAUUUCUCUGGCAGUCGUUUGCACUGAAUUUAUCCGAAUAAAGCCCACUCUCAGGCAUCCAGCAGAACCAGCUCUCCACUGGCAAGUACUUGCUGUAGCAGCCAUCUUGUCACCAGGAGGAAAAGUGCAAGAAAACAGCAGAGACUUAAUUCUGAUGUCACUGGGACAUGGACCUACCAUCAUACCAGGGAUUGAACUCGGGACCUUGCACUCACCAGGCAGGUGCGGCACCACUGAGGGCCUGCUUCAGCCUCUAGAAGCUAAAAGGACUAUAUCCUCCUUCUUCCUGGCCUGGCAGUUGAAGUUCCACCAAGCGGACACCCCAUCCGGACCUCUGACUCUCAAGGGGUGAGCAGGAGGUUGGGGUGUGGAAAGCCUUCCUGCACUUCACCAAGCCUAAGGCAGUGGCACUGACUGUCUAGGUGGGGCAGAGAGGGAAGAUGGUUGCUGCCAUAUCCAGUGUGAUAAUGGUGGCCACUCAGCCAAUGGCCCAACUGGACCUUUCUAGUGGCAUGACAAACUGCACCUCUAUUCCCAGCCACUCCUGGUUCCCAUCCAUUUCCCAGUUGUGAGUCUCCAGUCUUCUCACAGAUUUCUCUGAGCUUCCUACUAUCCUUCUGAUAAAGUCAUUUUUUGCUUAAAUCAGCCAGAGCUUGUUUCUGUCACUCACAACCAACAAUAUCAACUGAUUUGCCACAGCCUGGCUCAUUGGGUGGCUUCUAAAUGGGCCCGAUGGUGAUUACUUCUUAGUUGUACCUGCGGGAUCCUAUGAUGGGUACCAGCAUGGGGCCCUGAUGACAACCAGCCUGGCUGAAUGCCUCCCAACCAGCCAGGUAAUGAUUUCAAGUGAAAAACUUAAAAUUCAGCAAUGAGAAUCAGUCAUGCCAGGAUUGGGUGAGGGAAUCAUAUUAGUGAUUUUAUCGAAUUCCUACUGAGUCUUGGACACUCUUCUAGGUAGCUUCACAACAUUGCCUUUUUCACCUCUUAGCAAAGCCCAGUGGGGAAAGAAUUAGCCCCAUCUGGUUUGAGGGUGUACAGAAUCUCUCCCCUUUCCUUGUAGCCCUUCCUCCCACAGCCUGGAUGGCACUCAAUGUGUUUGAUUACUGUUUCUAAGCCAUCAAAGGACAUUAUCCAGAUUGACCACCUUAGGUGACAAUCAACUCUGAUUCUUCUCAGCAGAGCUUAAGAGCUUAAGUGUCUGGUACCUUGCAGUGCUCAAAAAACAUUUGUGGGACGUAAUCAACAGCACAGAAACACCUGUGGGCUAUAGUUCCUAGGGAAGGUGGUGGCCUGUGUUCGAGGUCUCAUGUGCAUGUCUGAGGGGAAGAGAGGUUUCAGUCCACACCGCAUUGGACUCAGUGGUGAGGGACUGCAUCCCUCACCUGGGCCAAGAUACUUCCGGUCUCUGGGCUUGUUUAUACUCUAUUUCUGUCUCUAUUCCUGCUCCCCCACCUUUUCCAAAGCACUAAUGAAAGGUGCAAGUGAUGCCAUUUUACUUUUAUCCCUCAAAGAGUCUUCUAUGAAAUCAAAAAUAAUCAAUAAAUAUCAG
Molecule: messenger RNA, 2005 nt
Organism: Heterocephalus glaber (naked mole-rat)
Lineage: Eukaryota; Metazoa; Chordata; Mammalia; Rodentia; Bathyergidae
Source: RefSeq, a predicted model, not a curated record